AUGGCGUCCGCUACCGAAUCUUCCCCUCUCCUCCCUCAACACCACCAUCCUGCAUCCUCAAAUACGUCACCGCGAGGGAGCCGGCCUCCCCGAACAGUGACGUUCAAUCCCCUCACGACAGUCAGUACAUAUCACGAUUCAGCUUCUGCGGACCCUAAAUUUAAGCCCUUGACAUCUGGGCCUUCUUCACUCGCCAGCUCACGACCGACUGGGCUCUCAGCCCUGAAUAGCAAGCUUCGCCGUCGCAACAGCCAUGGAGCUCCGGGCACAAUUGCCUCGUCGUAUCCGGCCUCGAAAAUUGGCCCGCAGAGAACAACAAAGACUGCGCAGAAGUUGAAGCUUUUACCAGACCCUAUAACCGAGGAAGAACUUGUCGAUGAUGAGGAAACCUCUCCUUCAGACGUAUACCGACAGAUUGCGCGGAUCAAGGAACCUGCAGCUCGAAGCCUUGCGGCGAAGCUAGGGAAGGCAGACAGGGAUAGGCUACCUCGGGUAACGGCGUACUGCACGGCCAAUUCUUAUCGUCUAGAUGGGGUAUUCAAGUUCCUGAAGUCACGGUCCAAAACCCGCGGUGCCAAUCCCAAGUUGUUUGACGAGUGCGUCUACUCGCGGUUCGAUUACCAGCACGAAGAGAAACAGAAAGCUGGGAACCUUUCGAAUGAUGUAGAUACGGAGAAUGCUCACACGGUCGAUCGGAUGCCUAGGGAAAGAAGGUUUUCGGAUAGUGCGGUGGAAGUGAAUGAUAACUUUGUCAACCGGAGAGAGGAGCUUAUCGAUCUGCAUGAUAAAUCUCACUCGCAAAAUGCAACCGAAUCCUCGGUGCUUGAUAAUGCCCCGGAUAUCGACACCACCAUUCACGCACCGGAAGUGUUCCUUUUCGAUUAUGGCACCGUAGUCAUAUGGGGCAUGUCGCCGGCGCAAGAAUCGCGAUUUUUGUCGGAUAUCUCAAAAUUUGCAACCUCAAUUCUGAGCCCAGAAGAUACCCAGGUGGAAAACUUUAACUUUUACUAUGCUCGCGAAUACCAAGCCCGAAUAUACAACGAUUUCAUUUCGCUGCGCGACCCCCGAAACUAUAUGAUCAAGCUCGCCAUCUCACAUGCUCUGGCCCAGUCAGUGAAAACGUCUCUCUUCGAAGACCUUGUCUCUGAAACCAUCUCAAAUACCGCACCAUUACCGGCUCAGAUUGCUCAGACUGGAAGCGUCAACCUCUCAAGACGGCAAAUCAACAUGCAAGUCGGAGAACUAUUUAUCCUUCGUAUCAAUAUCCACCUUCAAGGUUCGGUGUUGGAUAGCCCCGAGUUGAUGUGGGCUGAACCACAGUUAGAACCUGUAUACCAGGCUGUUCGGAGUUACUUGGAAAUGGACCAGCGCGUGAGCCUUUUGACUGAGCGGUUGGAUGUGAUAGCGGAUCUUCUUGCUGUGCUGAAAGAUCAAUUAACUCACCGUCAUGGUGAGUAUCUCGAGUGGAUAGUUAUCGUCCUCAUCGCCGCUGAGAUCCUCGUGGCCGCCAUCAACAUCGUUGUUGAUCUGUACGCUGGUGUCGAAUAG
This is a messenger RNA of Aspergillus mulundensis, 1548 nucleotides long. RefSeq names its product YagE family protein. The transcript is spliced from 2 exons. The record is from RefSeq and is a predicted model, not a curated record. The coding region runs from base 1 to 1548 and encodes 515 amino acids. Lineage: Eukaryota; Fungi; Ascomycota; Eurotiomycetes; Eurotiales; Aspergillaceae.